Messenger RNA from Lucilia cuprina (Australian sheep blowfly), 4508 nucleotides. RefSeq names its product RNA-binding protein fusilli (gene fus). Lineage: Eukaryota; Metazoa; Arthropoda; Insecta; Diptera; Calliphoridae. The transcript is spliced from 13 exons. Gene Ontology annotation, molecular function: mRNA binding. The coding region runs from base 641 to 3634 and encodes 997 amino acids. The record is from RefSeq and is a predicted model, not a curated record. Gene Ontology annotation, biological process: regulation of RNA splicing. Gene Ontology annotation, cellular component: ribonucleoprotein complex; nucleoplasm.
UUAAUUUAAUAAAACUACAAAAAAGAUAAAAAAGUGCAAUAAACAAAUAAUUUUAAAUUUGUUAAAACAAAAACAAAAAAAAUAAUAAAUAAUAAAAAAAUAAGAUACGAAACGCAGACAUUUUGUUGUAGAGUGAAAAUUUUUUAGAUAAAUUUCGUAAAAAAAAAGUAAACGAAAGUUUUCUACUGCUUACUGUUAUGGUAAUUUGUUAUUUGUGUUACAAAGUGGUGUAAUUAUUUACAACCUGUUAGGGAGGCAUCAAACUUGGACUUUGUGGAAAAUCUGGAAAAGUAAAUAUAGAAAAACCUGCUGUUUACACUACACAUAAUGCCAAUAUUACUACACGUACCAAAUUUUCAAUUGGUACAGCUUAGUACAAAAUAACGGAAAAUUUUUAACCGCAAAAUUUAUAUCAAGAAAACUUAUAAAAUAAAUAACAAAUCUUUAAAUGGAUCAACAAAUUUAAAAUUGUAAAAUUUAUGCCUGACCAGAAAAUUCCAUACAACUUACUGACAAAUUGUACAUUUACAACUUGAAAAUAUAAUUUAGGAUUUAGUUAGCAGCUUGAUUAAUAAAAAUUAAAAAAACUAAACAAAAUUAAGUUUUUGCCACAAAAGAAAUCCAAUAUAAAAACGACAAAAUGCAGGUUCCCGAACAUGUGGUGUCAUUUUAUGUGGCAACGUGUGGACAAAAUGGACCCGGUUUGGGUUCAGACGAAAAAGAAAUCAUAUUGCUGGUCUAUGUGAUAUUAGAGGCAGCAACUGGACAGAUAAUUGGUACCAAACAAAUUUUAGUACGCCCCGAGGGUACCUUUGUUAAGGAUCGUACAACAUCUACAUCAUCGGAUGCCUCAAAUACCGCCUCAUCACCACCACUGGCCAUCACAUAUGUCGAUUCUGUUAAUAAUAGCAGUUGUAGCAGUAGUAAUAAUUUAAAUUCAACAAAUAACAGUAUAAAUUCCUUAAACAUCACAAAUAAUAGUUCAACGCCAACUUCACCCACGACCAUUAACAACAGCAACAACAAUAAUAACAUUAACGCCUCUAAUACCAGCAUUCCAUCAACACCGACAUCGGCUACAACCAUCAAUAAUAACAAUACAAUUGUUAAUAAUAAUAAUAUUAUCACAAAUGGACCAACAUCGUUGGCAUCCGUCGAUAUUAUCGAACUUCCAAUUGCUGUUGCUCAGGCUGCUGGAAAGCCACUACAGGAAGCUAUCGAGGAGUUCGAUGAUUAUUUACGUUCAUUAUCGUUGUACGAUACUGAUUUCAAAAUCAUAACCGAUGGUCAAUUGCCCCUGCGUCAGUGUUUACAUCGCGAGGCCUGUGUCAAAGAAAUCACACUGCCUUCAUACUAUAAUAGAUUUUCGGAUUUACGUAAAGAAUUUUCCAUAUACAAAUCCGGUGAUUUGUCCAGAGCCCUGGUGCCAGUUAAAGAUAUUAAAAGAAUAUUACAAAUGCCCGCUACAACGGUACCACAAAGUAUCGGGGAAAUAAUGAAAGAACUGAACAUCACUAGUGUGGACGAUAAUGAAUUUUAUAUUCGCGAAUCUCGUGAUAUGGUCUCGGCAAUACAACAUUUACUUAAAGCAGGUCAUAAAUUUACCGCAAAUGAAACUGUUAGUUUAGUGUUAGAACCAGGAAUUUGUUCAAUUGAUGAUGAAAUUGAUGGAAAUUGUAUUGUAAGAGCUCGUGGUCUACCUUGGCAAAGUAGUGAUCAGGAUAUAGCUAAAUUCUUUCGUGGUCUCAACGUCGCCAAAGGCGGCGUAGCAUUGUGUCUUUCACCUUUGGGUCGUCGUAACGGUGAAGCCCUAAUACGUUUUAUUUCCCAGGAACAUCGCGACAUGGCUUUAAAACGACACAAACAUCAUAUUGGUAAUCGUUAUAUAGAAGUUUAUCGUGCCACCGGUGAUGAUUUCCUAUCCGUAGCUGGUGGAGCUUCCAAUGAAGCUCAGGCAUUUCUCUCUAAAGGUGCCCAAGUUAUAAUACGUAUGCGUGGCUUGCCCUAUGAUUGCACAGCUAAACAAGUGUUGGACUUUUUCACAAAUGGCGAAAACCCUUGCAAUGUGCUGGAUAACACUGAAGGUGUUCUCUUCGUUAAGAAACCCGAUGGUCGGGCUACUGGUGAUGCUUUUGUUUUAUUUGCCAAUGAAAGUGAUGCUCCCAAGGCUUUGGCUCGUCAUCGAGAAUCGAUUGGUCAACGUUAUAUUGAGUUGUUUAGAUCAACCACAGCCGAAGUGCAACAGGUUUUGAAUCGUUCUUUGGAUCCCAAGACCUAUGAACCAAAUCAUCAGCCACCUUUGAUAGCUCAAUUGCCUACAAUGCAAUUGUCUUUGUUGCCACAACAUCUUAUAACAUCGGGUACUACUAAAAAUUGUAUACGCUUAAGAGGUUUGCCUUAUGAAGCUCUCGUCGAACACAUUUUGCAUUUCCUAGAUGAUUUUGCAAAACAUAUUAUAUUCCAAGGUGUACAUAUGGUCAUCAAUGCACAGGGUCAACCCAGCGGUGAGGCCUUUAUACAGAUGGAUUCCGAGGAAUCAGCUCGCUUGUGUGCCCAACGCAAACACCAUCAAUUCAUGGUGUUUGGCAAGAAGUAUCGUUAUAUUGAAGUUUUCCAAUGUUCAGGCGACGACAUGAAUAUGGUCUUGAACGGAGGCUUACAAUCACCAGUACCAGCUGCUCAUGCACACCCCCAUUUGGGGGCUGGCAAACAACCAUCACUUUUAUCACCGGGUGCCUCUGUGCUUGGUCCACCUUUUGGUCAUUUUGGUCCAUUUCCUCCGCCAGGCCCUAUUUUGGCUUCACCUCAUCGUGCUCCUCAUCAUCCGCAUGGUCCUACACAUCCACCGCCACAUCCAGCGGCAUUUUAUCCACAUCCUUUAGUUUAUUGGCCAUAUCCAAGUCCUCCAGUAUCGCCAACUACUUACUUUAAUCAGCCUACACAUUCGCCUACUCAUGUGCCUGGUAGUCAUGGACCACCUAUGUAUUCUCUCGAUUAUAUACCCGCUGUACAACCAACAAAUUACGCUAAUCCAACAUCACCACUAAGUCCUCCUACAGUGGGAAUUCCCACAAAUACUAGUGGCCUAAUACUCUCACCAAAUAAGACACCAACUAUGGCCAUAGUGCCAAAUCCUAAGCAAUAUCCAGCAGUUGGAGCUGGACCACCAACACAAUCACCAACUAUAACACCCAUCACACCCACCUAUCACAGUAAAAUGGCUUUACCGCCACCACAUCCACCACCAACACGACAUACUCACACAAACAUCUAUCAUCACUAUAGUUCGCCACCGCCUAUGCAAACUGCCGUAGUUUUGGCGGCACCGCCUAAUCCAGCAACAGCAAUUGUAAAUACACCACCAGUUGGCGUCUUAAAAACGUCUCCAAUUGAACAGCCAUUGCUUGCCAUCGAUACCAGUCAUACAGUAGAACGUAAUGCUUUAAAAACUAAUGCGAAACUGAAAAAUUCAUCCUCGAUAGCUGCAGCAGUGCCGCCGGCUGUAACUGCUAAGGCGGUUGUAGCAGCUACAGAUGCCACCACCUCUACUUCAUCUUCAAAUACAUCCACUGCUGCUAUGAAUGGUACAACUGCUAUAGUCACAAAUCACUGUGUGGAAUUGUAUACAUCAUAGAAAAUACUAAAAGCAUUACAAGCUUUAACUAUUUCUAAUACAAAAACAAAAAAGAAGUGCUACUUUAUAAUCACAAACAACUACAACAAAAAUAAUUGAGAUUUCUAUUAAAAAAAGAAUUUUAUUUUAUUUAUUAAACAAAUCAAAUCAAACCACAAUUCCUAAUCUUGCCAAUAGAUGGCCCAUCUAUUAUUUAUUCUAAUAAUUUAAAUCACCUUGCAUGUGGUUGUUGCACAAACUCAAAGUUUAAGCCAAGUUACAAACCUUUUAGUCUAGAAUAAAUUUUUUCAAACCAAACGAAUCUCGAAUGCUUACAAAACGGCUCCUUUAAAUUAAAUUAAAAAACAUUCAUUGUGUCCUCAUUUCAAACUCGUUUUGUUGUUUGAUCCUUUAAACAACAAAUGCGAGUAUUUUUAGUUAAAGUUUUUUUUCUAUGUUUAUAAAUUAAAUUUAAACAAAAAUUAUGAUAUUGAAAUACUGAAGAAAAUAGCGAAAAACAAUUAGUUAAUUAAAAAAAUAUAUAUUAUUCUAACAAAUUAGCCAGAAACUAAACUUCGCUUCUUAAAUUAACUAAAUUAAUUAAUAUUUAUGCAAUUUUCACCAACCAUUUAACGAAGUGAAGAAAAAAAGAAAAAGAAACCAGUGUGCAGUCUUAAGAAAUUAUUUGUCUAACAAAUAUAAAAUUUCUUUCUGGUUAGAAAAUUAAUUUAUACAAAUUUUGCAUGUUAAACAUUUUAUACAAAUCUUCUAGUGAAUAUAAUGAAACCAAUAAUUAAUACAAUUUCACAAUUUAUUAAAAUAAAAAAAAAAAAAAACAAUAAGUAAUCACAUGAAAAUAUAUAACGAAAAACAAAACCCUAGUCAAUAGUAAAAU